UAUAAAAAUGAUCUAAGUACGACAUGUGUGGGAAUGUGUAAAAGUGUUUGAAAUAGUGAUAAAUCGUGUUAAAAUCAUAACAUCAAGUUAGUUCAAAUAAAUAAUCAAUUAUCUUAGAUUAGUGAAUAAUGUUUUCAACAAAAAUUAUAAUGACAGAGAUGCUCACUCGAAAAGUAGCUCGAGUGCAACCAACGUGGUUGUUUAGGUAUUUACAUCCAACAAUUGUUCAAUUUGACAGAGGAAAAAAAACACAUGACAAGAAAGGUGAUUCAUUAAAUAGUUUAAUUCGGCCUGUACGUGUCCAAUCCAACCCUGAUGAUAUCAAUGUUGGUGCUGAAAUAUCAGGAGUUUUAAAAAAAGCAGACCUUCAAAAGGUUUUAGCUACUUUUUUUCAAAGACAAGAAGUUCAUCAUCUCACCAAAGAAUACGGCCUGAGUGAUGAAUUACGUCUAUAUGCGUUCAAUAGCUUCAGAAGAUAUUGUUUAGAAGCUGAGAAUCUUCCAGUAGAUCUUCAUGUUGUCCUUAGUGAUAUUCUUCAAGGGGCUGGUCACGUAACUGAUAUUUUUCCUUACUUUAUUCGUCAUGCAAAAGAAAUAUAUCCACAUCUUGACUGCAUGGAUGAAUUAAAAAAAAUAAGCGAUUUACGUAGUCCUGCCAAUUGGUACCCAAUGGCUAGGGCUAAAACAAGAAAAAUUAUAUUUCAUGCCGGACCUACAAAUAGUGGAAAAACUUAUCAUGCUUUAGAACGAUUAAGAACAGCUAAAAGUGGUAUUUAUUGCGGGCCCCUUAAACUUUUAGCCACUGAGGUUUAUCGUAAAAUGAAUCAUUUGGAAACACCAUUUGAUUUAGUCACAGGAGAAGAAGUACUCUAUGCUAAAGAUCAAGAUCACCCUGCUGAUCAUAUUGCGUGCACUGUUGAAAUGGCUAGACUUAAUGUUCCUUGCGAAGUUGGUGUUAUUGACGAAAUUCAAUUACUUAAAGAUUCCAGUCGAGGUUGGGCAUGGACUCGAGCAUUAUUAGGAUUACCUGUUGAUGAAUUACAUCUUUGCGGUGAAGAAGGAGCAGUUGAUUUGGUUCGUGCAGUUUGUUCAACAACUGGCGAAGAUGUGGAAGUACGGCGAUAUAAACGUCUAACAGAAUUAGAAAUUCAAGAACAAGCACUUACAACGUUAAAAAAUGUUGAACCAGGAGAUUGCAUAGUUUGUUUUAGUAAAAAUGAUAUUUAUACUGUAUCAAGAAAAUUAGAACAAUUAAAUAUUGAAGUAGCUGUUAUUUAUGGUGGACUUCCUCCAAAUACAAAAUUAAGUCAAGCCGCAAAGUUCAAUGAUCCCGAACAUCCUUGUAAAGUUAUGGUUGCAACAGAUGCUAUUGGAAUGGGAUUGAAUUUACAUAUAAGAAGAAUCAUCUUUUACUCAUUAAUUAGACCAAUGUUAAAUGAAAAGGGAGAAAAAGAAAUGGAUACGAUUUCCGUUUCAUCUGCCCUUCAAAUCGCUGGUCGAGCUGGACGAUAUGGAACUCAAUUUUCAAAGGGUUACGUUACAACGUUUAAACCAGAAGAUCUCCCGUUACUACAAAAUUUAUUAAGCCAAAAACCUGAUCCAAUAACACAAGCUGGACUUCAUCCAACAGCAGAUCAAAUCGAAUUAUACUCGUAUCAUUUACCAAAAGCUGCAUUAUCUAAUUUAAUGGAUAUAUUUAUGUCAUUGUCAACAGUGGACGAUUCCUUAUAUUUUAUGUGUAACGUAGAAGAUUUUAAAUUUCUUGCUGACAUGAUUCAACAUGUUCCACUACCUCUCAGAGCUCGUUAUGUAUUUUGCUGUGCUCCUAUCAAUAAAAAAGUGCCUUUUCCUUGUACAAUGUUUCUCAAGUUUGCUAGACAAUACGCCCGUAAUGAACCAAUUACCUUUACCUGGCUAUGUCAACAAAUUGGGUGGCCAUUGCAACCCCCGAAAACAAUUUUAGAUUUAGUUCACCUUGAAGUAGUUUUUGAUGUUCUUGAUUUAUAUCUUUGGUUAAGUUACCGAUUUAUGGAUCUUUUCCCGGAUGGUAAAACAAUUCGUGAUGUACAAAAAGAAUUAGAUGCGAUUAUUCAAGAUGGAAUUAUUCAGCUAACAAAAUUAUUAAAGAAUUCUGAAACAGGAGUUAGCAGUGUAGCUGGUGUUGUCCCUGAUGAAGACGAUUUCGAGUUGAACACUCAAAAACAACAGUAUUUUCGAGAUAAUAAAGGAUCGAACAUCGGGCGAGGCAAGUUAACUGAACGACUUUUAUCACAAGGACUUUUAACUCCUAAUAUGCUUCAAGAACUGCAACGUGAAUGGAGUGAUGAGAAAAAGCAAUCCGUUGAUCGAAAAAAUAGAAAUGAUCGAUCAAAAAAACCGAAAUAAAAGACAUAGCUUUAAUAAAUACAACAAUUGAAUAUGUAAAUAAUAAAAAUAUAAUUCAUUUUUAUGA
Molecule: messenger RNA, 2451 nt
Organism: Chelonus insularis
Lineage: Eukaryota; Metazoa; Arthropoda; Insecta; Hymenoptera; Braconidae
Gene: Suv3
Product: Suv3 helicase
Exons: 15
Coding region: 129-2384 (751 amino acids)
Biological process (GO): mitochondrial RNA 3'-end processing; RNA catabolic process
Cellular component (GO): mitochondrial degradosome
Molecular function (GO): RNA helicase activity; hydrolase activity, acting on acid anhydrides; ATP binding
Source: RefSeq, a predicted model, not a curated record